AUGGCUUUGCUUCGCCUUAGUAUGUUAUCUUCGGUUACAUUUGCCUUUUCACUUGUUUUCCUGAUCUCCAUACCUACUGGAGUGAUUGAUCCAAGCCUCGCGGGAUUAGCCGUGACUUAUGGACUCAGUUUGAAUACUCUGCAAGCUUGGCUGAUCUGGACUCUCUGUAAUCUUGAGAACAAAAUCAUAUCGGUGGAGAGGAUUCUUCAGUAUGCAAGUGUUCCCAGUGAGCCACCUCUUGUGAUAGAGUCAAAUCGACCUGAGAAAUCAUGGCCUUCACGUGGAGAAGUGGACAUCCGUGAUCUUCAGGUCCGAUAUGCUCCACAUAUGCCACUUGUGUUGCGGGGAAUAACAUGCACAUUCAAAGGAGGUUUAAGAACAGGAAUUGUAGGAAGGACAGGAAGCGGGAAGUCGACUUUGAUUCAGACCCUUUUCCGCAUUGUAGAGCCAUCAGCUGGAGAAAUCAGGAUAGAUGGAGUGAAUAUAUUGACCAUUGGGCUGCAUGACUUGCGUCUAAGGCUAAGUAUAAUUCCCCAAGAUCCAACCAUGUUUGAAGGAACAGUGAGAAGUAACUUGGACCCUCUUGAAGAGUACACAGAUGAUCAAAUAUGGGAGGCUCUUGACAAGUGUCAGCUAGGAGAUGAGGUGAGGAGAAAGGAGCAAAAACUAGACUCAUCUGUGAGUGAGAAUGGAGAGAAUUGGAGUAUGGGACAGAGGCAACUUGUGUGUCUUGGGAGAGUGCUUCUCAAGAGAAGCAAGAUCUUGGUGCUCGAUGAAGCCACGGCUUCUGUUGACACUGCAACUGACAAUCUUAUUCAGAAAACGUUAAGGGAACACUUCGCAGAUUGUACAGUGAUAACCAUUGCACACAGGAUAUCUUCGGUUAUUGACAGCGACAUGGUUCUGCUUCUAAGCAAUGGGAUCAUUGAGGAGUAUGAUUCGCCAGUGAGAUUGCUGGAGGACAAAUCUUCAUCUUUUGCUAAACUGGUGGCUGAAUACACCGCAAGAUCAAGUUCCAGUUUUUGA
Microthlaspi erraticum is the source of this 1026-nucleotide messenger RNA. The record is from the annotation of a GenBank genome assembly. NCBI's taxonomy places the organism in Eukaryota, Viridiplantae, Streptophyta, Magnoliopsida, Brassicales, Brassicaceae.